AUGGCGCUCCCGGGUCGUGCCGCCAGACUUUCGUGUAACACAGUGGAUGCCUGUAUAAAAACCUCUGGAGUGUGCAUCUGCCCACGGGAAACGGCUCUCUGCUGCAGCAGCUCUUUUGCCAUGAUCUCUGCAGAACAGCCAUCAGUCCCCAACAAAAUUCAAAGGGCAAUGGACUCCCAAACUGAGGAAGAAGCAACCUGUGAAGAGCACUCCAAAAACUGCACUUGCAGCUCCAAGAGUUCCCCUUCAACAUCAGAAUCCAGCUCAGAUUCACCAGUAACUCUUAAAAUACUACAGAACUGGGUUCCCAGAGCUUCACACCACUUUGAUAAAGAGCACUACACAUAUGCUGGCCACCAUAUUGUUGUUCAGGAGUCCAUAGAACACUUUGGGACCGUGGUGUGGCCGGGGGCACUGGCUUUAUCUCAAUAUCUGGAAUCAAAUCAAGAACAAUUCAACCUCAAAGACAAAAAAGUCUUGGAAAUUGGUGCUGGAACAGGCUUGGUUUCCAUUGUGGCCUGUAUCUUGGGAGCUUAUGUUACAGCUACUGAUUUGCCUGAAGUUCUUGAAAACCUCUCGUAUAAUAUUUCAAGAAAUACAAAAAACACAGAUAUGCACAAACCUGAAGUGAGAAAACUUGUAUGGGGAGAAAGCCUCAAUGAAGACUUUCCUGUAUCAACUUACCAUUAUGAUUUCUUACUGGCAACUGAUGUUGUGUACCCUCAUGCAGUUGUGGAACCCCUGCUAGCAACAAUGGUGUAUUUCUGUAAGCCAGGAACAGUACUACUAUGGGCAAAUAAAUUCAGAUUCAGUACAGACUAUGAAUUUUUGGAAAAAGUUUGCAAUAUAUUUAACACAACCAUUCUAGCAGAAUUUCCAGAAUCAAAUGUCAAGCUGCUUAAAGCCACAGUAAGAGAGAAUUAA
This is a messenger RNA of Calypte anna (Anna's hummingbird), 924 nucleotides long. RefSeq names its product methyltransferase like 21C (gene METTL21C). The transcript has 7 exons. The record is from RefSeq and is a predicted model, not a curated record. Gene Ontology annotation, cellular component: cytoplasm; cytosol. Gene Ontology annotation, molecular function: protein-lysine N-methyltransferase activity. Bases 1 to 924 code for a protein of 307 amino acids. Gene Ontology annotation, biological process: peptidyl-lysine methylation. Lineage: Eukaryota; Metazoa; Chordata; Aves; Apodiformes; Trochilidae.